Molecule: messenger RNA, 1335 nt
Organism: Tripterygium wilfordii
Lineage: Eukaryota; Viridiplantae; Streptophyta; Magnoliopsida; Celastrales; Celastraceae
Exons: 6
Coding region: 25-966 (313 amino acids)
Source: RefSeq, a predicted model, not a curated record
CGAGAACCACAAACUGACUGUUUCAUGGAAGCCCUCUAUCUUUUGGGCUCAAUCCUCUACACAUUCCUCACUUCCAUCACUCUCUCCCUCUUCAUUCCACUCCGCUACCUCUUCACGCUCCUCCGCUCCUCAAAGUCUGCGAAGAAUGACUUGGAGGCGGUCUCCCUCUACGAAGGCACCGUCUGGCACGAGCGCCGCCGGCCUGUCCGUCACUCUUUCCGGUACGCCGUCCGAUACGCUCUCUUCGACCUUGAUCGCGCUCCCAAUGUGCCACCAGAUCACCUCUCCGCCGACGACGCUCGCCGGAUGGCAGACACCUCUGGGCCAGUUCUUCUCCUGACGGUACCUCCUAGUUUGGGGUAUGAGCAAAACCCACUGAGUUUGUAUUACUGCUACAAUCUGGAAGGCUCAAUUCAGCAUUUAAAGAAGUGCAUUGCUGAGGUGACUAAUACACCAUGGGGAGAAAGAGUCACAUUUCUUUUCAAUCCAGACUCUGAUUUAGUGGCCAAAUCGUUACAUGUUAGUCCUUUCAUGGAUAUGCAUGGGAGUUGGAGAAUGAGAGCCACUGCUCCGGGAGAUAAUCUAUUUGUGUCAAUCUCAGUUCAACACCCCAGCCUUGGUGACUAUUUUGUGGCUACCUUGAGAGCGAAAAGAGUCCCCUCAUCUUUGACUUCUGACCAUACCAUUUUCUUUUACCUGAUGCCUCAUAAGGUUGCUUUGUGGAUUUAUUGGCAUGCUUUUAAGCUAUGGUGGAACAAUGUUGCAUUUAUCCAACACCCAAGGUAUACCAACACUGCCUAUAGGGAGGAGGCUUUUGCACGUGAUAGAGACCUUAAAUGUUGCCAGGCAUUUUCUGGGGAAAAAGAUCAGCACCUACAAGCUAAAUGUGAUACUGGCUGUCUGGCUGAUGGUAGUGUUUGGAAUCGCCAGUUCAGAUGGAGAGAUGCCAAUUGGCCAUGGUGUUAAAUUUUCCUACGAAGUGAUAAAAUCAAUGCCAGGCAGCAGGCAACAUGCAACUUUGUUAUCAGAAUACGACAAUCAAACUGGGGCCAAUUGAUUGUAUCUUCCACUUUAGGGGCCAGUUCGUGUUACCUCCCAUUGGUAUGCCAUAUCGCCAUCUCCGGUACUUACUGGGGUUCGGUGGAUUGAACAAAGCAUCUGUCUGUCUGACAUAUAUUUUACUUAUCAGAUGAUAUUCUUUAAACAAGUGAAAUAAGACUUUGUUUUGAAAAUGCGUGUAAAGAACACAUACAUUUUACUUCUUGUUUUGACAAGUAUUUGCAGUUCUUACUAAAGAAAAGAUCCUCGGCAGAAAUUAAAAGCUAGAAGCUUGAC